This is a messenger RNA of Oncorhynchus masou masou (cherry salmon), 7602 nucleotides long. RefSeq names its product transcriptional repressor RHIT-like. Bases 229 to 2124 code for a protein of 631 amino acids. Gene Ontology annotation, biological process: regulation of transcription by RNA polymerase II. NCBI's taxonomy places the organism in Eukaryota, Metazoa, Chordata, Actinopteri, Salmoniformes, Salmonidae. The record is from RefSeq and is a predicted model, not a curated record. The transcript has 7 exons. Gene Ontology annotation, molecular function: DNA-binding transcription factor activity, RNA polymerase II-specific; RNA polymerase II cis-regulatory region sequence-specific DNA binding.
UCACACGAAGAAGUAAACGGAAGUGAACAGUUAUGAAAAAACAAUUUCCACGUUAUCGUUUUUAUUGUUUAGAUGUGUAUUAACAGACAUGAACUCAAAAUAUGAAUAAUUUAACUGCAUCGUAUCACACCUCAUAUCGUGUUUAAUUCACGUUGGAGACAGGACUUGGUUGAUAGCUGUUAUCUAGGUAACGCUAGCUAGCUAGCUAGCUGCUAACGUUAGCAAAAAAUGGCUAACUGUAUGGUUUUUCACACUCAAAUAGCCUCCAUCAUGGAGGUGCUCGCGAAUGCCGCCGUGGCAGAGAUCUGUAAACUCGUAGACGACGACUAUGCAGUGUUUCGUUUGGAAAUAAAUCAAAGCCAGAAAGAAAACAGGUCAUUGCGGAGGAAACUACUGGAACUGAAGGUUGCACGGGAGCGCGCAGAGAGGACAAUGCGAGAGCGCGUCCUCGCCAGUCGUCCCAGUAGUGUCAAGAUCCUUGACCGAUACAGAGGAAUUUCAAGAGGUGAAGGACAUCUCACUGGAGGCCACAGAAGCUUUCUGAAGCCAGCGGAACACAAUACAUGGAGAGAUGACCAACCAAUCACUGUUGAUGAGGUGUGUGGAACCACAUCGCAGAAUUUUAUGGUGAUAGAGUCUGCAGAUGCAGAGGCUGCAGGUCCUGGGGUCAAGCAGGAGAGGUCUGAAGGAGAGGAGGACCCACGGAACAUCAGAGACAUUCAGUCAGGAGCGGCCUCUGCAGCCACGGAGGACCCCAACAACCAAGCGCAACCUAGGACCCGACGCAGCAUCACGGAGGAGGAGGAGGGUCCAGAGGUGUUGCUGGUGAAGGAGGAGGGGUGUGAGGAGGGUCUGGGGAACCCAGAGGGGACCAUGGUCAUAGAGGACAACCAGACUACACCUCCGCCUGAACCCACUGAGCAUCACAAGACCACACGCAAUUUCACUGAGUCAGUAGACAUGGAGGAUGGGAAGCCUGAUCUGCUGAUUGUCAAAGAGGAGACAAUAGAAGAUGAACCAGAGAGCAUUGACCUGCUGAGUAGACUAAAGAUGGGGGAGCAAGGUGGUUGGCUGGAGGCUGACAGGGGAGACUGGGUGGCCAUCUUGGAUUCCCAGAACCAGACGAGUGCAACCAAGGGCCCAGGGGACAUCACUGAGAAGGCCAGGACCAGAGGUGACAUAGUGGAGUCUGCAGUCCAUGAAGACCUGCUGAUAUCAGGUGUUGCUGGCGGAAGAGACUGGACCUCUGAGGCGGCAGGUCACAAACCUUGGCCUCGAAUCAGGACAGUGGAUCAAGAGCCGUCACUCUUCCUUCCCGAGUCGGAACCAGGACCCAACCGUGAGGGACAGAGACUCCACCACCACCACUACACAGAACACAACCAGUGGACAGGUGGACUGAACAACCUCAGUCCUGGUGGUCAUCAGAGAGACAGAGGCUCCAGUCAGGAAUCUAGUCUGCAGACCAGACCCUUCUCUUCACAGUCUCAGUGCAGGGAUGGAGCAGUGCCUGGGGCUGAUAGAGAUAGACCCUCCUGUUCUUAUGAUACAAACACCACAGUAUCCAUGAUGAACAGAGCAGGUCACCCUGGGCUUCAGCCUUCAAAGAGGGUGGUGGGCGACCCUCCUGGUGGUAGUCUUUCAGGAAGUCUGUCUUCUUCAGGGUCUCGUCUAAUGCCUAGUGACUGGGUUCAUAAAAAGCCUGGACCUGGGUCUAGCCUUCCUCAGUUACCUCAUGGUUACCCCACCAACACAGACAGGGUCAGGAUGGGCGUUCCUCACGAGAUGUACCUUGCUUAUAACACAGCACACAAUCCCAACAACACCCAAACAAUGACUAGAGGUCAAGGAGGGAGCUCAAAGACUAACCACCUGGCUCCUGCUUCUAUCUCCUCUGGUGUCAUCGGGUCACAACGUGGGAGGCUGAGCAUUAGGACAGACGCAGAGAAGCCAUACGCCUGCCCCACAUGUGGGAAGCGCUUUACUGAGGCAAACUAUGUGAAGAAGCACCAGACAGUUCACACCAAGGAGAGGCCCUUCAAGUGCAAACUAUGUCACAAGAGCUUCUCCUUCCUGACUAACCUUACCAGACAUAGGAGUGUCCACAAAGGAGAGAAAUCGUAGCAGUGUGGCUUGAGUUUUAAGCAGGGGAUAUCUGGGAACCAUUCUUUAGCUGCCAAAUACUACAUGGCCAAAAGUAUGUGGGCACCUUCUCGUCGAACAUCUCAUUCCAAAAUCAUGGACAUUUAUAUGGUCUCCCCUUUGCUGCUAUAACAUCCUGCACUCUUCUAGUAAGGCUUUCCACUAGAUGUUGGAACAUUGCUGUGGGUCUUGCACUGUCUUGGCACUGUUGUUAAGUGAUUAGGCCUGGCUUGCAGUCGGUCAUUCCAAUUCAUCUCAAAGGUGUACGAUGGGGGUUUAGGUCAGGGUUCUGUGCAGGCCAGUCAAGUUCUUCCACACCGAUCUCAACAAAUCAUUUGUGUAUGGACCUCACAUUGUGCACGGGGGCAUUGUCGUGCUGAGACAGGAAAGGGCCUUCUCCAAACUUUUGCCACAAACUUGGACACACAGAAUCUUCUAGAAUGUUCUUGUAUGAUGUAGCAUUAACAUUUCCCUACACUGGAACUAAGGGCCUAGCCCAAAUCAUGAAAAACAGCUCCAAACCAUUAUUCAUCCUCCACCAAACUUUACAGUUGGCGCUAUGCAUUUGGGCAGGUAGCAUUCUCGUGGCAUCCGCCAAACCCAGAUUCGUCCAUUGGACUGCCAGAUGGUGAAGUCAUUCUUCCAGAUGGUGAAGCGUGAUUCAUCAAUCCAGAGAAUGCGUUUCCACAGUCCAAUGCCGGCGAGCUUUACACCACUCCAGCCGACGCUUGGCAUUGCGCAUGAUGAUCUUAGGCUUGUGUGCGGCUGCUUGGCUAUGGAAACCCAUUUCAUGAAGCUCCAGACGAAUAGUUCUUGUGCCGACGUUGCUUUCAGAGGCAGUUUGGAACUGGAUAGUGAGUGUUGCAAACGAGGACAAACUAUCUUUACAUGCUAGUUUCUUCAGCACGCGGCGGUCCGGUUCUGUGAGCUUGUGUGGCCUACCACUUCACGGCUGAGACGUUGUUGCUCCUAGACGUUUCCACUUCAUAAUAACAGCUCUUACAGUUGACCGGGGCAGCUCUAGCAGGGCAGAAAUUUGACAAACUGACUUGUUGGAAAGGUGGCAUCCUAUGACAGUGCCAUGUUGAAAGUCACUAAGCUCUUCAGUAAGGCCAUUCCACUGCCCAUGUUUGUCUAUGGAGAUUGCAUGUCGGUGUGCUCAAUGUUAUACACCUGUCAGCAACGGGUGUGGCUGAAAAAGACGAAUCCACUAAUUUGAAGGGUGUCCACAUACCUAUGUAUAUACAAUGGGGAGAACAAGUAUUUGAUACACUGCCGAUUUUGCAGGUUUUCCUUCUUACAAAGCAUGUAGAGGUCUGUAAUUUUUAUCACAGGUACACUUCAACUGUGAGAGACGGAAUCUAAAACAAAAAUCCAGAAAAUCACAUUGUAUGAUUUUUAUGUAAUUAAUUAGCAUUUUAUUGCAUGACAUAAUUAUUUGAUACAUCAGAAAAGCAGAGCUUAAUAUUAGGUACAGAAACCUUUGUUUGCAAUUACAGAGAUCAUACGUUUCCUGUAAUUCUUGGCCAGGUUUGCACACACUGCAGCAGGGAUUUUGGCCCACUCCUCCAUACAUACCUUCUCCAGAUCCUUCAGGUUUCGGGCUGUCGCUGGGCAAUACGGACUUUCAGCUCCCUUCAAAGAUGUUCUAUUGGGUUCAGGUCUAGAGACUGGCUAGGCCACUCCAGGACCUUGAGAUGGUUCUUACGGAGCCACUCCUUAGUUGCCCUGGCUGUGUGUUUCGGGUCGUUGUCAUGCUGGAAGACCCAGCCACGACCCAUCUUCAAUGCUCUUACUGAGGGAAGGAGGUUGUUAGCCAAGAUCUUGCGAUACAUGGCUCUAUCCAUCCUCCCCUCAAUAUGGUGCAGUCGUCCUGUCCCCUUUGCAGAAAAGCAUCCCCAAAGAAGGAUGUUUCCACCUCCAUGCUUCACGGUUGUGAUGGUGUUCUUGGGGUUGUACUCAUCCUUCUUCUUCCUCCAAACACGGCGAGUGGAGUUUAGACCAAAAAGCUCUAUUUUUGUCUCAUCAGACCACAUGACCUUCUCCCAUUCCUCCUCUGGAUCAUCUAGAUGGUCAUUGGAAAACUUCAGACGGGCCUGGACAUGCGCUGGUUUGAACAGGGGGACCUUGCGUGCGCUGCAGGAUUUUAAUCCAUGACGGAAUUCUUACUGGUUGGUAGGUGAUCAAAUACUUAUGUCAUGCAAUAAAAGAGCUUCUCCUUCCUGAGUAUCCUUAUUAGACAGUGGGAAGGUCCACAAUGGGGAGAAAUCAUAGCAGUGUGGCUUGAGAUUUAUUGGUAUUGGUAUUUUAUUAUUCCCAUUAACUAUUGCAAAUGCAUCAGGUUCUCUUCCUGGUGUGCACACAAAUCAUGAUACAAUAAGAACAUUAAUAGUCAAGAACAGCUCAAGGACAGAACUACAUACAUUUAAAACGUCACACAGAUUACAAAUGAGUACAUACACACAAAAAAUCUAGAUCAAAUAGGGGAGAGGUGCUGUGCCAUGAGAUGUUCAUUAAUCUGUUUUUUAAAAACAGGUUUGCUGUAAACUUGAGCAAUUUCAGAUGGAAGAGAGUUCCAUGUAAUCAUGGCUAUAUAUAAUACUGUACAUUUCUUGGAUUUGUUCUGGAUUUGGGAACUGUGAAAAGUCCCCUAGUGGCAUGUCUGGUAGGCUAAGUGUGUGUGUCAGAUCUGUGCGUAAAUUGACAAUGCAAAGGAUUUGUAAUUUAACACAUUGACUGCAUCACCUUUUUUCAUAAGAAACAGUCUCUGCUCUACUUUUAGCCAAGAGAGACUGGUAUGUAUAGUGUUGAUAUUAGCCCUCUGAUUACAGUGACGAGCAAGACAUUCCACUCUGUUCUGUGCCAGCUUCAGUUUUCCUAUGUCUUUUGCAGCACCUUACUGGGCAAUAAUCAAGAUAAGAUAAUAUAGAGCCUUUAUUUGCGGAGUGUGGUGUCAAAAAAGCCAAGCAUCUCUUUAUCAUGGACAGACCUCUCCCCAUCUUUACAACCACUCAAUGAAUAUGUUUUGUCCAUGACUGUUUACAAUCUUUUCCUGGUACAUUUGUUUUUAUUUUUUUAUAAUUCCAAGGUCACACCAUGUAAUUUAGUCUCCUGAAAUUGCUCAACGGCCACAUUAUUCAUGAUCAGAUUCAGUUGAUGUAUAGAACUUAAAUGAUUUGAGGGAAUGAUUUUUACUAAAUAUAAUGCUCUUAGUUUUAGAGAUGUUCAGGACUAGUUUAUUACUGGCCACCUAUUCUAAAACGGACUUCAACUCUUUGUUUAGGGUUGCAGUGAUUUCCCUAGCUGUGGUUGCUGACACAUAUAGGGUUGAAUCAUCAGGGUACAGUCAGUAUACAGUGCAUUCGGAAAGUAUUCAGACCCCUUCAUUUGUCCCACAUUUUCUUACAUUAUAGCCUUAUUCUAAAAUUGAUUAAAUAGUUUUUCCCCCUCAUCAAUUUACUCACAAUACCCCAUAAUGACGUAGCAAACACUGUUUGUUUGAAAAAACAAAAAUAUCACAUUUACUUAAAUAUUCAGACCCUUUACUCAGUACUUUUUUGAAGCACCUUUAGCAGCGAUUAUAGCCUUGAGUAUUCUUGGGCAUGACGCUACAAGCUUGGCACACCAGUUUUUGGAGAGUUUCUCCCAUUCUUCUCUGCAGAUCCUCUCAAGUUCUGUCAGGUUGGAUGGGGAGCUUCGCUGCACAUCUAUUUUCAAUGUCUCUUCAGAGAUGUUUGAUCGGGUUCAAGUCCGGUCUCUGGCUGGGCCACUCAAGGACAUUCAGAGACUUGUCCCAAAGCCACUCCUGCUUUUUCUUGGUAGUACUUAUGGUCGUUGUCCUGUUGGAAGGUGAACCUUCGCCCCAGUCUGAGGUCCGGAGCGCUCUGGAGCAGCUUUUCAUCAAGGAACUCUCAGUACUUUGCCCCGUCAUCUUUCCCUCGACCAUGACUAGUCUCCCAGUCCCUGCCUCUGAAAAACAUCUCUUCACCAUAUCGAAGGUGCCAGGUUUUCUCCAGACGUGACGCUUGGCAUUCAGGCCAUAGAGUUCAAUCUUGGUUUCAUCAGACCAGAGAAUCUUCUUUCUCACGGUUUGAGAGUCCUUUAGGUGCCUUUUGGCAAACUCCAAGCGGGCUGUCAUGUGCCUUUUACUGAGGAGUGGCUUCCAUCUGGCCACUCUACCAUAAAGGCCUGAUUGGUGGAGUGCUGCAGAGAUGGUUGUCUUUCUGGAAGGUUCUCUCAUCUCCACAGAGGAACUCUGGAGCUCUGACAGAGUGACUAUCGGAUUCUUGGUCACGUCCCUGACCAAGGACUUUCUCCCCAAUUUCUCAGUUUGGCCGGGGCAGCCACCUCUAGGAGUAGUCUUGGUGGUUCCAAAUUUCCUCAAUUUAAGAAUGAUGGAGGCCACUGUGUUUUUGGGGACCUUCAAUUACCUUCAUUUUUUGGAACCCUUCCCCAGAUCUGUUCCUCAACAAAAUCCUGUCUCGGAGCUCUACGGACUAUUCCUUCGACCUCAUGUCUUGGUUCUUGCGCUGACAUGCACUGUCAAAUGUGGUACCUUAUAUAGACAGGUGUGUGGUUUUUUUUUUCAGGGGGUGGAUCAGCUUUAAUAUUGCGGAUAGAUUGUUGCUUCCAUCAAUGUAAUUGUCUGCAACAUUUUCAAUCCCCCACAUAUUUUUGGGUAACACACUUUUUUUUUAGACUAUACCUUUAUUAUUCCUCGCAAACCCUACCACCCCUCCCCCAAUUGGAGUGAACUAAGAAACAAUAACACUUAGGCUUCUACCUUCAGUUUAUACAUAUUAUAUACAUAUCUAUUUUACAAUAGUUAUAUUUUGUUUGUUUUAAUCUAUCCUCUAUUUCCGAUGUCCAUCCAGUUUAACUGUGCGAUUUAACAACAUUUCUGAACCUAUUUUACAGACCUGUAUAUGUUUUACAUUGGUUAUCUUGUUGUUAUUAGUCCCACCCUUCAGCUCCAUUCAACCCCUCCCAUCUAUCUCUUAACACCAUCCAUUUUGGAUUUCUAUUUGCCAUGUAUUUUUCAACUGUGCUGUGAUGCUUCACAAAAGUACUGAACCUUUUUAUUUUCAUAGCUUCUACAGAAUGUAAAUUAAAGAUAAAAAAAUCAAUAAUAUAAUAAUUAUUUCAGAUCAAUUAACUAUGACUUUUCAAAUCAUCCAGUAUUGCUAUCUGCAGAGUUAGUUCCAGGUAAAUGUUGCAAUUCUUCAGCCAUUCCUGGACCUGUGACCAAAAACAAGCUACAUAUGGACAGUACCAAAAUAAAUAAUCUAAUGUCUCUUCUUCCUCGCAGCAAAAUCUGCAGAGCUGGGAAGAUUGUACCCCCCACAUAUAUAUAUAAUAUUCUAUUUGGUUGCAAGAAUUUUGUAUAAUAAUUUAAAUUGAAAAUUUUGAAGUUUUGAAUCUGGCAUCGUUUUGCGUGUCAAUUCAUAAACCAUGUGCCAU